ACACCAUGGCAGCUGGUGAUCUCCACCCUGGUCAUCCUGGCCACCAAACUGCUCCUGGUAACCCUGGUCCUCUUCUUCUUGACGUCUGGGCUGUGUUUAGUUUUGCAGGCCAGCCCUUCUCCCACAGAGCAAGGGGCCCCCAACUCCACCAGCCACAGGACCACAGCAGGUCCUCCCCGGUGCCUGCCCGGCUGGGCGCUGUUCCAGGGGAGCUGCUACCUUUUCUCCUCCACUAACGGGACCUGGCAGGUGGCCAGAAACAAUUGCUUGGCCCAGGGUGCGGAUCUGGUGGUGAUCAGUGAGCAAACGGAGCAGGGUUACUUGGUCCAUAGAGGUGGGUCCGUCCGUUACUGGAUCGGCCUCACCGACCAAGAGCGUGAAGGCGACUGGCGCUGGGUGGACGACACUCCUCUGACAUUAACGUUUUGGAACAGGUGGGAGCCCAAUAACCUGUUCUCUCCCACACCCGAGGGCAAGGGUGAGGCCGAGAACUGUGCCCAGCUGCUGGAGACCGGCCUGUGGAACGAUGAGCCCU
Molecule: messenger RNA, 535 nt
Organism: Pelodiscus sinensis (Chinese soft-shelled turtle)
Lineage: Eukaryota; Metazoa; Chordata; Testudines; Trionychidae
Source: RefSeq, a predicted model, not a curated record